GGACGCGUGCGCGGCAGAUGUUGUUUGUAUGUAUCCAUGUUUGUACAGCUGCCAUCCAUGUGUAUAGCUUUGAUUUACCACCCAGCGCUCGCUCAUCCUAUAUCGCCCAUAAUCAAAUGGAGGCUCAUCGUGAGGCGUAUAAAGUCUUGCUCGGGGUCAGUCAUACAUGCAAACAGCCGUAGAGUGAACGUCAUCCAAAGGAUGUGUGUUGCAAUCCCAACAGGAAUUGACCCGUUGACGACGACGACGACACUCUGUGAGACGACAGCGCCGCGCGCCUCGUGCUGUAUUGUGUAGAGGCCGGCAGGCUGGGCACACCUGGGCAGUCUCAAUAAAGCAUGAUCACCACGCCUCAACAGCACGUCUGACCCUACUUUACCGAUCGACAUACCCUCCCCAUUCGGUUGUAUAUACAAGCGAGUACCACACUCGUACAACGAUCGUGAGAGGAAACGAUCAAAAGCAUGUCCAGCAUCCUGCCAUUCCCUUCACCGUCGUCGUCAGGUCCGGCUAAAAGAAACAGCAGCAGCCAAGGCGCCCCAGCCCCAGCUAGUGCUGGUGUUGAUGAUCACAGCAUCAACUCCACCCACGGCAGCAGCAGCAGCAAACUCUCUCAUCAGCACUUGCCCACCGUAGGCGGCAGUGGCGGCAAGCACGCCGGCGAACCCUUGCCGUCGGCUCUUGCAGUCAACUCGGCAGGAGUAGGCCCUGGCGGCUGUAGCAGCACAACGUCCCCAGAGAGGGGGCACAAGGACAAAGAGAAGGACACCAAGGACGUGUGCUGUCCCGGCAGCACCACAGCCAUAUACGUUGCACCCAACUACUACAGGCCUCCGCCUCCUAGCGGCACAGGCUCUUCAGCGUUCACAGGCUCUGCCAGCGCAGCACAUAAGCGCUUCCAUUCUUCUGGCAGCGCCGCGUCCGGGAGCGGUGGUGGCGGCGGCAGCGGCUUCGUCUACCAUCCCCGUCAGCCAGGUCCACAGUCUGACUCGUACUUCUCCGGCGCGCUGCCGCCUGCCAACCUUGGGCCCGGCAGCUUUGCAUCAAGCACCGCCGGCGGUCGCUCAGCGGGUGCUCGCACCGGCUCCGUCUCUGGCUUGGGCGCGGGUGGCUGUGCACAUGCACGAGCAGUGAGCUCGUUCUCAUCGUCUGCAACUGCCACUGGAGCGGGCGCAGGGGCAGCAGAACUGCCUUCUCAUUUACUCGCGGACAACAGCAGCAGCAACGCUGGCGGUCGUGGGGAGAAAGAAGUGUACAGCAGCACAAGCGGUACUUUUGGCAUGAGCAAGUCGCAUUCGACCUGUGGGAGCUACUUUGGUAGUGGCGCCGGUUUCUCGACCAUGGAGUCUCUCUCGAUAGCCACUGCUACCAGCGGCGAACGGGGUAGCUUAACCUAUGUCAGAGACAGCUCCGGCGCAGAGACAGCCACACCUGCGUCAGCGGCUGGUGGCGACGGUGCAUCGGCUGCGCCAGCCACCACACCUUCGACGCCGGCGGUUGUGGCUAGCAGCGGCAGCAAUGUCAGCAUCAAGGAUGUCCUCGCGGGCGGACCGGCGUCCUCGUUGACACAUCUCAACCUUGGCCCCGCAACAUUUACGUCGAGCAACAGCAGCAACAGUAACACUAAUAACAGCAACAACAGCGCCAGCGCGGGAGGCACAAUGACACACCGCGGUCGAAGCAGCACCCUCGCUGGCGCCCUUUCCUCCCUCAGUUUUGGCUUUGGCAGCGCAAACAGUGGCGCGACAGCCUCUGCGCACGCAGCCACGGCGUCAGUGCCGGCAUCUGCUUCGGUAGGCGGCGGUGGCGGGCUGCUGCAACAGCAGCAGCAGCAAAUGGGCGCAGCGCGCCACCCUAGCGCGCAUCCGCAGGGCCGCCCGCCGUCGCCUUCGACACUGACGGACGUGCUGCUCGGCCUGCACGCCACGCUGUACGGAGGUAAGCGCAAGCCCGAGCAGGUGCGCGAGAUGGUCGGGAGGUACUACGAGGGCAACGCAUUGUUCGAAUCGCCGCUCCUCAGCGCUCAUGGCCACGAACAGAUUGCGAACCAGUUCAUCAUGGCGUUCUCGCUCCCUGGUCUCGACGUCCGUUCGGAACUGCGCGAUGUCAUUUGCAGUGACUUUGAAUUCGAUGGAACUCGCGCAGGCAUCAUCGACCAGACAAUCACUGUCACAUUUCUGCCCUGGCUGUUCGGCCGCGACACCAUGUCGCAAGAGGCGGCCGACGCCGAAGCAGCGUCGCUCGCGUAUGGCCACUACUACGCCAGCGCGAGUGGCGUUGCAGGCAGCGGCCCAGCGUCGUACGCCAGCUACCCGAUGAGCGCGCGCGGUGGGGGUGCUGGUGGUGGCGCUGGUGGUAGUGGCGGUGGCGGCGGGACUGCGUACGGAUACGGCUAUGCGCAACCCGGCUCGAGCGGCAUCCACGGCGCGCAUGGACCCGGCACGGCUCCGGUCACGCCGCAUCCGUUCGCCAACUACCAGACGCAGACUCCCGGAGCAAGCUCCUUCUCGCGCUUCGGUGGUGAGCAUGGUUUUUCCAGCAUCUUGGGCAUACCCGCUCCGCACAGCCCCACCAUGCCAUACUAUGCUUGGGGCGGCAGCGGAGGCGGUGGUGGUGGCGACCCACGCAUGGCGUACGGCCAGAGCCACAUGGGUGCUGCCAGUGUCGGCCACUCGCGUCCGCACACGCCCGGCUGGACAUCCGCCAUGGCAGGCGGUAAUGUCGGCGGCAGUGGCUUUUUUGGCAGCUUCGGCGGCAGCGCGAGCGGCGUCCGUCCGCUGAGCAGUGCGCAUCCGCAUCCGCAGCAGCAACAGCAGCAGACGCAUGCGUACGGCGCCGGUCCUGCGCACGGCACCGGCGCCUACGGCUACGGGCACUCACAGAGCCAUACCACAGCCUCGAGCGUCAACGGCGAUUCGUUUGAUGAUGACGAUGAUGACGGAUUUGGCGUCGGCAGCUCCAUCUCGCAGCGGCAUGCGGGCAGUAGCGUCAUCCACACGGG
Tilletiaria anomala UBC 951 is the source of this 3001-nucleotide messenger RNA. RefSeq lists its product as uncharacterized. Lineage: Eukaryota; Fungi; Basidiomycota; Exobasidiomycetes; Georgefischeriales; Tilletiariaceae. The transcript is spliced from 3 exons. The record is from RefSeq and is a predicted model, not a curated record. The annotation marks the transcript as partial.